Molecule: messenger RNA, 1242 nt
Organism: Pimephales promelas (fathead minnow)
Lineage: Eukaryota; Metazoa; Chordata; Actinopteri; Cypriniformes; Leuciscidae
Biological process (GO): G protein-coupled receptor signaling pathway
Cellular component (GO): membrane
Molecular function (GO): G protein-coupled receptor activity
Source: RefSeq, a predicted model, not a curated record
UGUACAUGCUCAGCACGAGUCUCAGUGACAUCUGCUCGGGCGUCUCCUAUUAUUACGCAGGAGUUUUGGAUGUUCGAGAUGUUUUUGAAUCCCCGACACGCACUUUCUACAUCGCUCCCACUUUCCUGGGUCUGUCCUACAUGGCGAUUCUGGCCGCUCAGGCGGACCGGUACCACGCGGUCUCCGCGCCUUUCAAAUACUCGCAGCGCAUGACCCGAAACAGAACAUUACUGGUGAUACUGGCCUACUGGCUGUAUGCUUUUUUGAUUGUGGCUGUUAAUAAUUUGGUGACUCUGGGGGUCGCUAGGAGAGUGACGAGUUUUGGCAGUUUUGUGGCGAACAUUUUCACCGUCGUUAUCAUGAUUGGCUUGAACGUCAGGCUGUUUUUCAUCGCCAGAUUUCAGCUAGAACGCGAACCGGCGAGCGCGGAACGGGACAACAAGCGCGCGUCCGUUUACCUCAUUAUAAUAGUGGCUGCGUGUUUUUUGAUCGCAUGGUUGCCAAUUUUUCUUCAUGUUAUUGUGUGUAACUUCGCGGGGUCUACGUGCUACACGUUCAGAAACGAGGGUUCAGACCCUCUGCGCAUUCUGCCCCGGGUGAAUGCAGUUCUGACUCCCUUAUUGUACAUCAGGGGCUGUUCUGCACUUAGGAACACCAUACUAAGCAUAGUGUGGAGAAAAGCAUGCUGCAAGAGAAGAGGUGUGAACCCUCUGUCAGUGAAGGAAGCUGCCGUCUUCAAGAUGUGAUCUUACAAGCCAAAGCAAAGCAAGAAAGGAAAAGUUUAAAAGAUCAAGUGCCAGUGAAAAUCAAAUCUCACUUUACAUUUGCUUCUGUUUCUGUAAACCCCAAAAGUCACAUUUAUCACAAGAUAUCUCAAAUAUAACAGAUGCUGGCCGGCGUAGAUGUGGGUGAGGCUGUUUAGGGAAAACUUGGAAUUGUCAAUCAUUUAAUCAAUAUUCAUUGAGUAUUUGUUAAUCGUCCUUCUCUACAUGGCAUGAACCUGCAAUAAAUGAGAUAGAAAUAAAAUAUAUUUUACAUGCAUCUUUGCUAGAUUUAAUUGUCUGAAAAAUGACUGCUAUCAGAAUAAUUUAUCAAUAAAUUCCACAUGGCCUUGUGGUUCAUACAUCAGAUUAUGACUUGAAUGUUUCAAAGUUUAUUCCAGUCAUCUUGAGAAUUAACCCAAAACACAAUUCAGAGAUAUUGUGAACAAUGUCUUUUUCAUUGUGUGUGUGUGAUUUUUAG